AUAUCUGGUUGCAUGAGUUCUGUUUUAAAAGAGUUCAGAUCUGUUAAGGGAUUCAACCGGGAAAUAGAACCAAGUUCUUUCCAUCAGUCUGAACAAAAUAUAGAUGAAGUUGAUACAGCUAUUUUUUACUCCAUAACCUCCACCCAGCUUGGUCUGCAAGGGAUAGAACUCGGAAACCAUCUUAUUAAACAGGCUGUUUCUGAGCUACGACGUGAACUGCCAGGUUUGAGUAGGUUCUCCACCUUGUCCCCUAUCCCAGGGUUCAAGUCCUGGUUACUCUUGGAGCUGAUGAGGUACAGGAGGGGAGACACCACCACACCCCUCACCAUUCAAGAUAAAGAGAUUUUAGAGAACAUUGACGCAACUAAACCUGCCGAAGAUACUUUGUCUGAGCUUGUAAAAUCAGGAUCUUGGGUUGGAGAUAAGAAACUAGAAAAUGGACUCAACAAGGUUCUUUUAAAACUCUGUGCAAGGUACUUGUAUCUGGAAAAGCGAAGGAAUAAAGCUUUAAACCCAGUAGCAAACUUUCAUAUAAGAAACGGUGCUACAUUAUACAGGAUAAACUGGUUGGCAGAUCCAUCACCUCGGGGCAUAUCUCAAUCUUGUGGCAUCAUGGUGAACUACAGAUAUUAUCUACCAGAGGUGGAAGACAAUGCAAACAAGUAUCUGACUGAGCAUACGAUACCAGUAGAUAAACAAGUUCUCCAGCUUUUAGAUAUGUAAUACUAAGAAGCGAUGAGGAAUUGAGCCAGGAAUUUUGUGUCAAUAAUUUCAAUUAUAAUGUUGUAAGAAUGCUGUAAAGGAACCCCUUCUUGAUUAUAGAUGGUGUUUUUCUUAUCCUAUACAUUUAGACAUUCAAUUCAUUUCGUUUCCCUUUUCACCUUUAUGCUGCGGACUCUUGUAUUUAUUAUUGUCGGCAUUAAAUGAAAUAACUGUGAUAUUCUGAAGAAUUUUUGUAAAAUUAUAACAGCAACGAAAAAAUUGAUUUCAGA
Eurytemora carolleeae is the source of this 992-nucleotide messenger RNA. Its product is annotated as malonyl-CoA decarboxylase, mitochondrial. NCBI's taxonomy places the organism in Eukaryota, Metazoa, Arthropoda, Copepoda, Calanoida, Temoridae. Gene Ontology annotation, molecular function: malonyl-CoA decarboxylase activity. Gene Ontology annotation, cellular component: peroxisomal matrix; mitochondrial matrix. The record is from RefSeq and is a predicted model, not a curated record. Gene Ontology annotation, biological process: acetyl-CoA biosynthetic process; malonyl-CoA catabolic process; positive regulation of fatty acid oxidation.